UUCUCGCUGUACCUGCUGCGCCUACCGACCGCUCACUCGUUUCUCCACAUGCGCACAGCGGCACCACUCUCAUUCUCACUGCAGACUUUCCGUUCAGUUGCAGCCAACUGUUCGCCACUGUCGCACAGGCGCCGCCAAACAAAUAUUUUUUAGGAUCAAAAUAGGCUUUCAAGCGGCUCAACGCCCAACAAUUCGCUACAUUGUAGCAAGCAGGCAGCGAGAUAAGAAGAUACAUCAAUUUAUCGAUACAGUGUAACGUUAUUUUAUCUCUCGCUUCAGAACCAGUCUCGAUACAACGCCGGAACGACAAAUCUCAAACAUGAAGAAAUGUUCGGCGUGGUCGCUCUUUCUCGUGGUUUCGCUGCUAACUGUGAAAGCUCUGUCCCAGAAUUCAGAUGGCUUAGACCUGUCUGAUGCCUUGGAUGACGUCUCUAUAGCAACAGCAGCCACACCUAAACCAGUAGGAGCAGAUGAGGAGAUCACCCCCACCAAGGCUCCUCCUAAAGCCCCAGCCACUAAGGCCCCGUCACACAAGCCCAAGCCACAUGAGUUCCAGGCUGAUUUUGACUUUGGGCCCAGCCUUCGCCCUGGCCUCGCCACCAAGGGUCCCCGUACCCCACCGAAGCUCCAGCCCGCCUCUGAUGAGUUUGACCUGAGUGAUGCUCUGGAUCCCAACAAUGACAUUGGAGGGAAGGACAAGAACAAGGGACAAGCAGAUAAAGGUAUUGGAGGCGGAGGCAGGGGAGACAGAGCCCCCAGCAACAGAGGAGGGAACGGGGGUGGAUCUUUCUCAGAUGAUGAUCUGCUUGACGUUGGGAAAGACGACACCUACAACCCUGACAAAGGCAAAGGUGGACAUGGUGGAGGCCAGUCUGCCGCCGAUGACAACAACCUUGACACCAUGGCUGAGACCGGAACCAUCGCCGGGAUCAUCAGUGCCAUUGGCUUGGCGCUGGUUGGCGCGGUCACCAGCUACGUCUCCUACCAGAAGAAGAAGCUCUGCUUCAGCAUACAACAGAGCCUGAAUGCAGACCUGGUGAAGACUGAUAACCCAGAUGCUGUGGUGGCCACAGAACCACAAGUUCAACAGACUCUUCUGGAGCCCCCCAACGCUGAGCCUCCUAGUCAGGAUAACACUGUCUAAUAUCCCGUCCGUCCGGCCUCAUCCCCCAACGCUGAGCCUCCUAGUCAGGAUAACACUGUCUAAUAUCCCACCCGUCCGUCUGGCCUCGUCCCCCAACCUACACAAACACCUGCACACACACGAAGAGGGUGUGACAACACACACUUACACGCCCUCACAUUGGGGAAUAUCCCCCCCCACCUCAUACGCCAACACACACUCACCACUUUUGAAGGAUAGUUCCAUCCCCGUUAUACCUUAAGAAUUGUAGAUAGAUGGUGAUCAGCAAACUCUGUCUGAAAUGUAGAGUUCCACUGACAGCCAUGUUGACGCCACCAAGUUCCAUGUCAUUCUAGAAUCUUAAUGUCAUUCUAGAGUGGGAAUGGUAUUGUGACAUCACUAUGGUUCGCCGACCUCUGUAGACCUACCCCCCGCCACACUGUGUGUACAUAUCAUUUAAUUUAUUUGAACUGUUUUAAACACCACUAAUAUGCCUGUUUACAAUUUGAUUAUGAAGGAAUGGUAGCCUAAUCCUAGAUCAGUUUUUAUUUGACAAUGAUAGUCAGAGGAUUUGCUAUACUUAAGCACAUACAGAUCCUGGACCAGGCUUUCAUCUUGGUAUUUCCUGAAAGAUAGUGUGGUACAUAGUAUAACCCACAUUCUUUCCCCCUAACUCUGUUAUCCAAUCAAAAAUCUUAACCAAAUAAUUACCCCCCCAUUCCCCCCUAGUACAUAUAUCCCCCCCAUUCCCCCCUAGUACAAAUAUCCCCCCCUAGAACAUAUAUCCCCCCCAUUCCCCCCUAGUACAUAUAUUCCCCCCUAGAACAUAUAUCCCCCUCAUUCCCCCCUAGAACAUAUAUCCCCCUCAUUCCCCCCUAGUAUAUAUAUCCCCCUCAUUCCCCCCUAGUACAUAUAUCCCCCUCAUUCCCCCCUAGUACAUAUAUCCCCCUCAUGUGAUUUUUCUACCAUUUCUACCUUCAUGUUAUUGUCCUAAAGAAACAGAGUUUUGCGGUGGUUUCUUCCAUACGUUAAUGUUUAGAAGCUGCAUUUUUAUAGCCUGGUUGUCAGUCUGUUUGUGCUUUCUUGCCAACUCCUUAUCACUCAUUGUAAUGGCAGUCGUAUGUACUGCAUGACGAUGACAGAAAUAGAAUUGAUUAGAGCACAACCAGAUCUGGGAACCAGGCUAGCACUUUUAUAGUGUUGAUUUUAGGAUGUUUUAUUUUUUAUGAAGCGAUGUUCAUUAGAAGAACUCAAUUACUUACUUACUCUGCAGAGCUGCUGCGUAAAUGUCCAUGAUGUGAUUUGCCUUUGUUUUAAGAAACUGAAGAGAAUAUAAGCUCUUUUCCAAUAUCCAUACUAGCAUACUACUUAGGGAACAAACCCGUGUAUUGGGUCCUAGCAUUCUAAGUAGUAUGCUAGGAUGGACAUUGGAGCACACUCAAAGGCUCUGUUCCAAUAGCCACACUAGUGUACUGCUUAGUGAACGAUACCAGUGAAUUUGGCGUGCAUUCUAAGUAGUAUGCUAGUAUGAAUAUUGGGAGUGUAGCCUUUAAGUCCACUUGUGUGGAAAAUGGGAAUGUGAUGAAGAUACACAAUGUAUAAAGACUAGUUAGUAUCUGUUUUGUCUUAUUGAGAUAAUGCCUGUGCUAGAGAAAGUGAAGUAAACGUGAAAUCGAAGCCUAGUCGAACUUAAAACUUCUUGAUAUUGAAGUACUGUAACGGUUGCGUCCCAGACUGCAUUGCAUCAACCAACGGUUGCGAGUCACGUCAGCGAGUGCGUAGCCGGGCAUCAGAUUGCUAUAUCAAUGAGUUGUUUAGCAGAUAUGGAACAGAUUUACACACCUAUCCAGGCGUUGUGACUUCUGGCAAGCUUCUGCAAUGUAGUCAUCCUGGAACGUGCCCAGUGGUUCUGUAGACUGGACAUUUGUUUGACUGGACAAGGCUAUACAUCGACUUGUGAAGUUCUUCAGAUUGAGCUAUUUGCUAUAUGAUAUCAGAGUUAGUUCAUCUCUGUGAUUUGGAUAGUGUUUAUACUAGCUGUUGCUUGUUGUUAGGAAAGGUCGAGGUGAAUUACACUCAGUUCACUCAGUUCAUUCAAGAAGCGAAUUCAAAUUCCAUGUCAAAAAUUUAGAAAAUCUUUCAUAAAAAAAUAAAUGGCACAUUUCAAUUUGAUUUUGAAUUUAAAAUCACUCCUUUUGAAUUGAAUGAUUUGAAAUGGAAUUGGCCCGAAUCCUAAUUAGGAGACUAGUAAGUGGAAUUGGCCCGAAUCCUGAUUAGGAGACUAGUAAGUGGAAAGUGAAGCUUGUAAAUUGCAGCGUGAGCAUAUUUCUGUGUUCUUACUAUUUCGUUGUUGUAUGAUCGUAUUCCUUGAUAUUAUGGUGUAUCUUAAUGAUCUAUACACUCGUUCCUAAGUGUGUUUUUAUUCAAAUAGUUUCCGUCUCUGCUCCCCCACUCUUUCUAAACUAACGUUGUUUACUAGAGUGGCUUUUGUCUUAACUACUUAGCUGAACUUAUCUAAAUAUUGUUUUAGGUAUAGAAGGUUUCCAAGUGAUUUUAUUCCAGAUAACAUAACAAACCUUUUUAGGGCAGAUACUCAAAUGACACCCUCUUCCCUUUGUAGUGCACUAUUUUAUUCUAUAUAGGGAAUAGGGUGUGAUUUGGGAUGCACUCCCACUGGAACCUGCGCCCUGUUCUGUUCGGCUCCCUUGUUGCCUUGGAAACGCAGCUCUAGAACCACUCCUCCUGUGAGGUUGAGGCGCUCUCCCUACCUGCGUAUACUCUCCGCCUUUAACAACUGCACCAGGAUCAGUUACUAUCUUACUUAUAAUAGAUGAGAUAAAGAUUUAGGGUGGAGGAACUGUUGUUAACCCUUUGAUAAAUAAGGACAGAACAUUCCAUCCUUUGUCAAUCGUUCUUAUUAAUUCUAGCCGUUGACAUCAUGAAGGACCGUAGCAUUCCGGGAUAGGACAAUAGAACUGUCCAGAACUUCCACUCUACAAAGGGUUAAUAACUGUUAGUCAACAUUCUCCUCUCCUGUCAUCCAGAUGCAGGUGCUGCAGUACUGAUGGUGCUUCUCGCUAUGCCUUAUAACCUGCUGGCUCCCGCAAUACUAAACACACAGAACUAGAACCAAUAGAAUGGAAUGUUCAAUGAGUAGAAUUCAGAUUCUAUUAGUGCUUUUCUCAGUGUUCUACACAUGAAACAUUAGUGUGGGAACCACCAACCAAAUAUCAGUGGUUUGAGGGCCUGUGUCCAUUCUAUACGUUGUCUUUCUAUGGUUAAAAAACACCUCCGUGACAGAGCUGUGCUCACACAAAAUAAACAAUGAAUGUUAAACGAAUGUACUUUCUCUAAAUCAGUUGCGACAGCGAUCGCUCGUAGCAAAUGUUCUUAAAACCCACCAAAGAUAUGUUGAAUUGCUGAUUUUAAGAUUGGACAAUAUUGGACCUUGGUGUUGUGCUUUGGGUUGAAUGUUUCACUCAUUGACUGGCAAGUGUCUUCCUGUACGCUAGUAACAUCACAUAAAAAUCUCAAAAUAAAAAUCACAUAGAAAUUCCUUACAAAUAUUAACUUUUUUUAAACACGGAUUCAGACUGUUAGAACUAAGAAUCCCCCACCCCCUAUCCUUAGAGACAAAGCUUGGUAGAAAUUAGACAAUUUGAAGAGCAGAGUUGUGUGAGUGAGACUUGACUGUGUGAUGAGUACCAUCUUCUAGCACUAUGGUUUGGAAUGGUAUUAAGGUGCCUCUUGGUUGCAGUAUGGAUCAUUUGCCUGAUUUUGAAAAUUAGAGGUGUUUCGAAGAUGUAAAAAAACUACUAUUUUAUACAGUAGUAUACAAGUCAGUGAACCAGGAGUUGCUGCAUGCUCAAUAGUUUGCAGUCUUAAGGCUUUGAGGUUGCCCUUUUGUUUAUAUGGUUUACGGUAACAGACAUAUCAGCAGUUGGAUCCCCUUAAAUCUUGGGUGCUCCUCUACUACACACAUGACGGUAACGGGCUAUAACAGAACUGUACAGAAAUGAAAAGCAUGUUUUUGGAUAUUUAGCUGUAGUCUUUGGAAGUUUUCCUCAUCGGGUUAUCAUUGGGAUGGCCUGGGUGCCAGUCUAUUUCUGCUCUCUUGCCAACUCCUUACGGCUUGAAAAUGACAGCAAUGGAGUUGGCAAGUAACAAGAGCACAAACAGAUUUGGGACUGGAGUGUAGUUGGACCAGAAGUAGUAGUUGGUGAAUGUGAGGGUAUUUAUAUACUGCCAGUAAAGUCUAGGAUAAGAACAUUAUGUAUUGGACUGUUAUGUCAAGAGAAACCAGGAAGGAACUAUUCAUAUGAGCCGAUAAGUUCCAAUCCAGCUCCAGUCAACGCUGGCUCUGUUCAAAAGUAGUGCACUAGUAUCUAGGGAAUAUGCUGUUAUUUCAGACACCUCAGUUUGGUUUUCUGUGCAGAUAUACUUCCCCUAAGAUACGUUAUGACAUCAAUGUCCCAUCCUUCUUAAUCCUGUUCUAGUGUGAUGUCAUCCAGUCCUUACACUAGCGUCACUCCAAACCCACUGACCUGUUAGAACACAGGGCUCUUAUGACAUCACAAUGUACAUUAUGUAUUCAGAAUGGCCUUCUGCAUGCAUGGAAUCCACGCCUGAUUCACUAGUGCCUGUCAAUUGACCCCCACACACACACAAUUUUACAUGUAUGCAUAUACACAUACUUAUGCACGCAAACACACAGUUAACAAAGGGCCACUGGUAACUUGGACAACUUGUUAUAAUACUAAACAGACAUGUAAUGACAGAUUAUUCCUAUACUGCUGCAGUUCUAUACAUCUAUAUUUCACUGCUGUCUCGCUCACUGGCAAAUACAUUGUGGAACGACGACAUUCAUACGAUCAAUCAAUGAAACCCAAUAAAAUUUGAAAAGAAACCCAAAGACUGUUUCUUUUCUUGUAUCCGUGCAA
Molecule: messenger RNA, 6063 nt
Organism: Oncorhynchus mykiss (rainbow trout)
Lineage: Eukaryota; Metazoa; Chordata; Actinopteri; Salmoniformes; Salmonidae
Product: CD99 antigen-like protein 2
Source: RefSeq, a predicted model, not a curated record